This is a messenger RNA of Capronia epimyces CBS 606.96, 2916 nucleotides long. RefSeq lists its product as uncharacterized. Gene Ontology annotation, cellular component: membrane. The coding region runs from base 1 to 2916 and encodes 971 amino acids. Lineage: Eukaryota; Fungi; Ascomycota; Eurotiomycetes; Chaetothyriales; Herpotrichiellaceae. Gene Ontology annotation, molecular function: ATP hydrolysis activity; ATP binding; ABC-type transporter activity. The transcript has a single exon. The record is from RefSeq and is a predicted model, not a curated record. Gene Ontology annotation, biological process: transmembrane transport.
AUGCAUGGUAAACCAGAUCUGAGUGCCAUUCAAGCCUCCCUUCGGGUCUUGAAUGUAGCCAAAUUGGCAUAUCCCGCCAUCGUUCUGAUCAUUUUCCUCGUCGCCUUCAUCACUUAUGGCAUUAAGACUGCCCCCAAUGAUAGAGACAAGGUCCAAAUUCAUCCCAUGCGUGGGCCAGGGGGGAGACCUCUUCCCAUCCGCCGCAAAUCCGCCAAUCAAGUCAAAGAAGCGGCGGCCUGCAAAGAUCUGUCCCCCUCAACCAAAACGUUCUUCAAGGUCGGUCAAGCCGGUGUCAUCCUGACCUUUCUGGCAAAUGCAGGUCUCCUGCUUUUCCAGACCAUAUGGAAUCGAAACGAGGAGUGGUGGCCGGGGCAAAAUGCCGUCAUCUAUGUUGUCGCCUCCACGUCUCUUUGGCUGGUGGUCUUCAUCUCCCUUAUAGACUGCAAGCCUUCACCAAGCGUUGUCCACUUGGUCACUUGGAUCUCUGCAGUUCCCUUGGAAGCUAUCAUCUUUGCUGCGAGUCUCCGAAUCUACACUGUACCCCACUACGAACCGCGGGUUGGUGAUCAGCUGGGCGGGAGGUAUAGGAAGUCAAUCACCGGUUGGGAAACACUCGAAGUCAUCGUCUAUGUGAUUCGGCUGGUUCUCCUUCUAGGUCUAUCGGUUGUGUUCAUCGCUCUCAAGCUCAACUUUCGCAUGUCUAAGGAUUCCUACCCUACAGUGCAGAACGAAAGGACCCCGCUGCUUGACGAGAAUGCUGAAGCCGGCAGGCAGCCUAAUGGUCACGCCAACGGCACUGCACAACAAGGCUCAACAACGGAAGCUAAGGAGCAAGUUGAUGCUUGGGCCAAGCCAACCGAAGUUCCAAACAUUUCUUGGUACGCCUACUUACGAGGUUUCGUGAUGCUGAUUCCAUACCUGUGGCCGAAGAAAUCUGUCAAGUUGCAGCUGCUGGCAGGGACAUGCUUUGUCAUUAUGAUCAGCCAACGGGUCAUCAACGUGUUUGUCCCAGUCAUGGUCGGGAAAAUCACCGAUGCGCUGUCGGGAGAUGACGGGAGAGGUGUUCGCGCUCCUUGGCUCUAUAUCUCCUUGUAUAUCCUGUUUAGGUGGCUUCAAGGAUCUCAAGGCAUUUUGUCGGCAGCAAGAUCAAUCUUGUGGAUUCCUGUGGAGCAGUAUUCGUACCGCGCCAUUUCCACCGCUGCGUUUGAACACGUCCACAAUCUCAGUGCCGAAUUCCACACUGGGAAACGAACCGGGGAAUUAAUUUCCGCAUUGAACAAGGGAAGUUCCAUCAACUCUUUCCUUGAAAUGGUCACCUUCCAAGUCGGUCCCAUGGUCUUUGACCUGGUCGUCGCCGUCGUCUAUCUCACGGUCAAAUUCGACGCCUAUCUAGGCCUGGUCGUGGCUAUUGUCACAUUUCUCUACAUCUACGUCACCAUUCGCAUGGCCUCCUGGAGGGUCACACUACGCCGGAAUUAUGUCAAUGCUGAUCGAGAGAUGGAGGGUGUCAAGAAUGACUCCCUGCACUCCUGGGAUACCGUCAAAUACUUCAAUGCCGAGGAGUAUGAGUUCAACCGGUUUAGAUUAGCGAUCAAGACCAUGCAAAGGUACGAAUACUGGGUGGAAGUCACCCUAUCUUACAUGAAUACUGUCCAGGGGGCUUUAUUCAUGGUGGCCUUGCUGGUUGCUAGCUUUAUCGAGGCGUUCGAGGUUGCCCAAGGUGAUCAAACGGUGGGAAAUUUCGUCCUUCUCGUAACAUACAUGGCACAACUGCAGGGCCCAUUGAACUUUUUUGGAACUUUUUACAGGUCAAUCCAGUCGAACCUGAUCAAUGCUGAAAGAAUGUUGGAGCUAUUCAAGGAGCAGCCUCAUGUUGUCGACCGAGAGGGCGCGAAGACCCUACAAGAGUGCGCAGGGGAUAUUGUGUUCGACAAUGUGACGUUCAGCUACGACAAAAGAAGACCGGCUCUCAAUCAACUGAGUUUCCAUUGUCCGCCUGGGACUACUACUGCCCUUGUUGGUGAAUCGGGCGGAGGAAAAAGUACAGUUAUGAGACUGAUUUUCCGCUACUACAACCCUGACUCCGGCCACAUCAAAGUUGAUGGCAUCGAUGUCGAAGACAUUACAAUUGACUCUCUACGCCGAUUUAUUGGCGUUGUGCCCCAAGAUUGUAACUUGUUCAACGAGUCGAUCAUGUACAAUCUGCGAUAUGCAAACCAACAAGCCACGAAUGAGGAGAUCUUCAAUGCUUGCAAGGCUGCUUCGAUCCACGACCGGAUCACGCAAUUUCCAGAUGGGUACGAUACGAAAGUUGGGGAGCGAGGUGUCCGCCUGUCAGGUGGUGAACGUCAACGGGUAGCGAUCGCACGAACCAUUCUCAAAAACCCGCGAAUUACUAUGCUGGACGAAGCCACGGCUGCGCUGGACUCUGAAACCGAGGAAAAGAUUCAAGAAUCAUUCAAUACUCUUGCCGAGGGCCGGACAAUGAUCAUCAUCGCACACCGUCUUAGUACCAUUGUCAAUGCCGACCAGAUUUUAGUACUUUCCAACGGUACAGUGGUUGAGAGAGGUACCCACGAAGAGCUUAUUACGCUAGGGGGCAAGUAUGCGAGCAUGUGGCGCAAACAGUCUCGGGCACAAAAGGCCGCAGCGGAGGCCGCCGAACUGAGAACAAGAGCAAAGCGGGCAUUGGAAGAGGCUGAGGCGGAUAGUGCCAGCGUCAGUGAAGAGGAGAUCGAACAAGCAAAGAAACGCGAGAAGGGCUUUACGAAAGGUCACAAGAGGGUGAACUUCAGUGAGAGUAGUCAUCUGCGAGCAAGCUUGCAAGUGGAUGACCAGGAUCGUGGUAAGGACGACAGAUCAGAAAGCCCCCGACUCGGUCAUGGCCACUCCGGAAAACCGCCGGGGCAUCCUUGA